CAGCUGUUGAAAUGUCUUUCUCCUCCGCUGCGGUCACAGCCAGCCAAAGCAGCGAGAGAGUGGAGUGUGUGUGGCAGUCGAAUCUGGGACUAGCAGCAACUCUGUUGUCUUCAGGCAGUUAUUUUUUGGUUUGGUCCAGGACCAACAUAUAGGAUCAACUGGAGAAGGGAGACGAAGAAGCAGUGAACGGACUGUUUUUUUUCUCUCCUUCUCGCUCUCCCUCUUUUUAUAUCCCGGUGGAUCUACUCUGGGAUUUCUAAACGAGGCGAGGAAGUAGACAUGCGUUUUGACUGGCGUUUCUAUUCCAGGUUCUGUCAGAUUCACUGACUGAGUACAAGGGGACACAAUAAGUGAGAAGCUGAGCUCGAUCAGAGGAGCGUAGGAAGCAGGCAUGAGCGCAGGAGGCCAUCACGCCGUGGUGACCACCCCUCCUACGCCCAGCGGCGGUGGAGGACCCGGUGGUCCUAAGGAAAGAUACUUUGACCGCAUCGACCCCAACGACCCCGAGUACCUGAGAGAGAGGAACAUGUCACCUGACCUCAGACAGGACUUCAAUAUGAUGGAACAGAAGAAGAGAGUCACACAGAUACUACAGAGUCCUGCCUUUAAGGAUGAGUUGGAGGGGCUGAUUGAGGAGCAGAAGAAGAAAGGCAACAACCCCACUGGUCUCCUGGCCCUCCGACAGAUCGCUGACUUCUUCAUGUCUUCAUCCGUGGCUGGCUUCAGCACCUCACCCCUAAGCCUUGGAAUGGUCACUCCCAUCAACGACAUGUAUGGAGUGGAGUCUACCACUCUGGUGAAGGGGGAGAAGCAGACACGCUGCAAGCUGGCCAGCCUCUACAGACUGGUGGACCUGUUCAGCUGGGCACACUUUGCCAGCUCCUACAUCACAGUCCGAGUCAGCAAAGAGCAGGACCACAUCCUCAUCAUCCCCAGAGGACUGUCAUUCGCUGAGGCGUCCGCAUCCAACCUGGUAAAGCUGAACAUCAUCGGGGAUGUGAUUGACCAGGGCUCCACCAACCUCAGGGUUGACCCGUCAGGCUUCAGCCCCCACGCUGCCAUCUACUCCAUCAGGCCAGAUGCUCGCUGCUGCGUCCACGUGCACACUCCUGCCACCGCCGCCGUGUCGUCUAUGAAGUGUGGCAUCCUGCCCAUCUCUCAGGAAGCCUUGAUCCUGGGUGACAUCGCAUACUACAACUACCAGGGUAGCCUUGACGACCAGGAGGAACGCCUGGCGCUGCAGAAGGCCCUCGGACCCUCAGCCAAGGUGCUGGUGCUGAGGAGCCAUGGAGUGGUGGCUCUGGGGGAAACCAUCGAAGAGGCCUUUCAUUACAUCUACAACGCUCAGUAUGCCUGUGAGAUCCAGGUGAAUGCGGUCUCGUGUGCUGGCAGCGUAGACAACCUGAUUGUGUUAGAUGCUGAGAAGUAUAAGUCUCGGACCCAUGCGGUGGCAGAUGCAGGGUCUGUCAACAUGGGAAGCCCACACAAGUGGAAGGUGGGAGAGCUGGAGUUUGAAUCUCUCAUGAGGAUGCUGGAUAACCUGGGCUACCGGACUGGCUACGCUUACCGCCACCCCAUCGUUCGGGAGAAGCCUCGGCACAAGUCCGACGUGGAGAUCCCGGCCACGGUGACGGCGUUCAUGUUGGAGGAGGAGGAGGGCGCCGCGCGGCUGCCGUUGAACUUCCUCCAGCAGAGACAGGCCAGGGAGAAGACACGCUGGCUCAACAGCCCCAACAGUUAUAUGAAGGUUAACGUGGCGGCCGUGGACGAACGCACCAGGACCAUGUGGAUGAAGUCUGAGGAAGGGGGCAACAGCAGCGGCACUCCAAUCCGGAUCGAAGACCCCAAUCAGUUUGUCCCUAUGAACACCAACCCUAGCGAGGUGCUGGAGAGGAGAAACCGAAUCAGAGAGCAGAACAGAUUCGACAUGAUGACGUCCGGACCUCGCUCUCACCACCUGGCAGGCAUCCCAUUGGACGAACCUCGAAUGGAUCAGCCGGUCCGUGUGAAGCCCUAUGUGGCAUCCGAGGAUGACCAGAUGGUUCCUCUACCUCCUAACCCCUUCAGUCAGCUGUCUGAGAAAGAGAUGGACGAAUACACGAUGAACGUAGAGAAGAGACAGCUGGGGCUGAGUGAUGACGAGCACGACCUAACCUCCAACGACGCUUCCACUCUCUCUCAGUCUCUGUCCCAAACUCAGUCCCCGCAAAUAACUCCAGCUAAAGAAGAGAACCACACGAUGCAGAACGGCAAGGAUGGCGGCGACCAUGAGGUGAACGACGAGCUGAGCAAAAGGGUCAGUCAGCUGACCACCAGCGUGGAGAGCAUUGAGGUCAAGGUCCGCACCGGCGAGAAGAUCGAAGACUCCGCCCUCUCCCCCGAGAGCUCGCCCUCCAAGUCCCCCAACAAGAAGAAGAAGAAGUUCCGCACUCCCUCCUUCCUCAAGAAGAACAAAAAAAAAGAGAAAAUGGAGGCCUAGAGAAAGAGAGAUGGAGGGAGUGAUAUUACAGCCUAUAUACAGUUUAAGAAGAAAGAGGGGACCCCUCUUAUUUUUAUUUUUUUGUCUGUUUUCAUUUUAGUUUUGUUUUUGUCAGUGUCCUCUUGUCAUUUUUUUUAAAGAUUUUAUUUUGAUUGUAUUUUUUAACAAAUUGUUCUUUUAAGUUAAAUUUUUUUAGACUUGCGCGAAAAGUGAUGAAUUGAGUUGAGGAUUCUCUUCCUCUGCCUAGAAGUGAAGGCUCAUUGAUUUGGGAAGGCGAGGACUAAAAUGAUAAAGCUGCAACGACUGACUCCUCCCCCAUGUUCAAUAUUUACUGCCAUUGGCUGAUUGUUAUUUCUUCUCUGCCAUUGGCUAAUUGUUGAUUAUGGAAUUAGAAUCAGCCAAUCGUAUUCCUUGCUUCAUAACCUCCAGCCGACACUGGCGGGUCUAGAUAUGCAUCAGUGGUAUUAUUAAACUGCACAAUAUGGCGACUAGCUAGCGUACGGAAACGCUUUCCGCCCUUAUGGUAACCAUAACAACCACCAUGUUCUUUUCGCUUAGAUUUUCUCCUCAUAUGAGGUCUGCUUCUUCAAUACAUAGAGGACUGAAAUCAGAGAGGCCACAAAGAAAUAGUCAGACUGGAAAACUGGUUUUGAGAUCUUUCUUUCACUCUUGCUUCUUGUUUUCGCUUUCUCUCUCUGCCUCUCGCUUCGUUUUUCUCUUUCAUCCUUCUUUUUAUUGCUCCUCUUCCUCUCUCACCUUCUGUUAAAAGUGAAUCUAUCUUUACAUUACCUAGCUGUCUUCUCGUCGACCUCCGACCUUCAUCUGUUGUUCACCACUGAUUCACUAUAAACUCACCGUUUUUUUUAUUGUCCUCUCCUCUUAAUAAUUUCAUUUUUAUUUUGCCAAACUAAAAGGAAUAAAAAAAACAAUCACGUUUUAGUGAAGAAUCAUCAUUUCUAUACUUUUGAAUCUCAUUUCGAUCAUAAAAACAUGUCAUCUCAUUGAA
Messenger RNA from Oncorhynchus gorbuscha (pink salmon), 3485 nucleotides. RefSeq names its product gamma-adducin-like. Gene Ontology annotation, cellular component: plasma membrane; postsynaptic density; cytoskeleton. The transcript is spliced from 16 exons. The coding region runs from base 392 to 2479 and encodes 695 amino acids. Gene Ontology annotation, molecular function: actin filament binding. Gene Ontology annotation, biological process: barbed-end actin filament capping. The record is from RefSeq and is a predicted model, not a curated record. Lineage: Eukaryota; Metazoa; Chordata; Actinopteri; Salmoniformes; Salmonidae.